AUGGAGGAGCUACUGGGGGAACUUCCAGAGAAGUUUCUAAAGAACACCUCGUACCUUCUAGACAAUUACAGCUCCGCCACGCUCUCGCAAAUUAAUCACGUAACUAACCAGAAUGGACGUAGCUUAGACCUAUGUUUUGUCAGCGUUCAAGAUGUCGCGCCGUUCAUAUGCGAGGCUCCAUCACCACUGGUAAAACUAGUUAACCACCAGCCUCCUCUGCUGGUUUCUCUACACCGAAAGUUAGAAAAUUAUGUCGAUACCUCCUCCGCUGCAUUCUUCUAUGACUUCAGAAAAGCUGAUCAUCGCAGUAUUUCAAACCUCAUAUCCAGUUUAGACUGGGGUAAUAUUCUGGACCAUGACGACGUCGACCGAGCAGCUGAAACGUUCUCUCAUGUACUGUCAUAUAUCGUUGACAGACAUGUUCCCAAAAUAGUGAAGCAUAACCCUCCCCACGCACCGUGGCAAACAAGUGGUCUGCGACGACUGAAGUCGUAUAAAAGAGCAACGUUAAGGAAGUUCUCAAAGUACCGUACAUUGUCACUGACACGGAACUACGCACAACUCAAUCACGAAUACAAACGGACUGCCAAAAGUUGUUUCUCGCAGUAUCAGCGAGGACUGCAAAGAAAGCUGAAAACACAUCCUAAAAAGUUCUGGAAGUACGUAAAAGAGCAACGUAAUGAAUCUGGCCUUCCUUCGCGAAUGACGCUUAACGGAAUUUUGGCGUCUAAUUCUCAGGACAUCAGUAGACUGUUUGCUGAAAAAUUCGCCAGUGUUUUCAGCAAUGAAAGAUUAUCAGAAGACCAAAUACGAAAUGCUAUGAGCUCCGUUCCUAUCUCCGGCCAAGCUAUGAACAUGGUUGAUAUCAAUGUUGGAAUAGUUCGCGAAGCUGCAUUGGAACUGAAAACAUCCUACAACCCCGGACCAGAUGGAAUUCCUUCCGUAUUUCUGAAAACGUACAUCGAUGGCAUUAUCACUCCGUUACUCCAUGUUUUCCAACUUUCGAUUACGUCAGGAAUUUUUCCGUCUUGUUGGUUCCCUGUUCAUAAGAAAGGUAACAGACAGGACGUUGCAAAUUACCGGAGUAUCACCUCAUUGUCUGCCGUUGCCAAGUUGUUCGAGCUAGUCAUCAUGGAACCUCUACUCGCCCAUUGUAAACCAUACAUUAGUGACGACCAACAUGGAUUUAUGCCCGGUCGUUCCAUUGCCACAAACCUUUUGUACCUUACCUCCUACAUCAACAGCAACAUGGUGGAUCGCAGUCAAACGGACGUUAUCUAUACCGACCUAACAGCUCGGUCGUCUGGUCUCCACACUAUAAUAACGGCGCCGAAAGAAUUGAAUCCGUCCAGCGUCGUUUUCUGA
Molecule: messenger RNA, 1365 nt
Organism: Armigeres subalbatus
Lineage: Eukaryota; Metazoa; Arthropoda; Insecta; Diptera; Culicidae
Exons: 1
Coding region: 1-1365 (454 amino acids)
Source: RefSeq, a predicted model, not a curated record